AUGUCGUCCAACAUUACCAAACAAGUAUCAAAGAUUGAGCAGUUGCUGGCAAAAUACGAGAUCGGGGAAACGCUGGGAACUGGAGCGUUCUCUGAAGUCAAGGUCGGAAUCGAACGAGCAACCGGCAACAAGUUUGCCAUAAAGAUCAUCGACAAGGCAAAAUGCAGGGGCAAAGAAGGCAUGAUCGAUACCGAGGUCAAUAUCCUGAAGAAGGUCCGGCACGAGAACAUCAUCCAACUGUACGAGAUGUACGAAAUCGAAAACAAGAUCUAUUUGGUCAUGGAGCUCGUAACCGGUGGCGAGCUCUUUGACGACAUUGUCAACCGUGUCAAAUACUCUGAGCAAGACGCCGCAAAGAUCAUCCGCAGCAUCCUCCUGGCCAUCGACUAUCUGCAUACACUUGGCAUCGCCCACCGCGACCUCAAGCCCGAGAACUUGCUGCUCUCGGACAAAUCCAAGACGCCCAAGAUCAUGAUCAGCGACUUUGGCUUGUCCAAGAUCUUCAAUGAUGAUGAAGUCAUGAGGACAGCAUGCGGAACCCCGGGAUAUGUUGCUCCCGAAGUCCUGCGACGGCAAGGAUACGGUCGAGAAGAGCUCUUGUCGCAUGUCGUUGCCCUGGCUGACAUGAAAAUCAUCGCCAAUCUCCAUCUCCUUGGCUCUGCUCCCCUUCUCGCCCCAUCACACCACAGUCUGUGCGGAUAUCCUCCAUUCUAUGACCAGAACAAUGUCCAGCUCUUCCGACAGAUCAUGGCUGGGACCUAUGAGUUUGACAGACCCUGGUGGGACAACAUCUCCGAGUGCGCCAAAGACUUUAUCCGACAUCUCUUGUUGGUGGACACGAAUCGGCGAUACAAUGCCCGCCAGGCGCUUCAGCAUCCGUACAUUGUCUCGAACUGCGGACCCACGGUCUUUGCUGACGAAGAGCCGGCCCGAGCCUCCUCCAGCGGCCCAUCGAAUCUCGAGGCCGCGAGCACGCAGAUGGAGAACAUGCAUAUCCAGCCCCAGCCCCAGACCCCCAAGAAAGAGCCCGUCAAUCUGGCUCCCGGAAUCACAUCCAACAUGUCCAAGACCGGAAUCAAGGUGUCUCACGAGGUACAGCCUCCGCAGGCCCAGCCCAAUACUGGCGCAAAGCAGACCGACGCACCCGGCCGUCCCAUAGGCGACCGCUCGAACAUGGACGACAGUGCAUGCGUCACCAGCAACACCUCGAUUGCCACAAAAACAAAGGAGGAGCGCAUCUCCGACUCGUCCCGGCCCAGCAACACGUCCGAGUCAGCCCUUCACCGUGUCCUCCGGCCCGGCCCAUGCUCGAUCCGGCUGCUGACCUACAACAUCCUCCUGCGCCCGCCCGGGUUCAAGAACAACUCCUCCGACUACAAGAACCAGCGGCUGGGCGUCUUUGGAGAAGGAAUCAUCCACAAAUAUGACAUCGUGACGCUGCAGGAGCUGUACUCGUAUGGGUCGACACGACAGGGCAAGAUGAAGCAGCUGGCCAAGCAGCACGGGUUUGACUACUGCGUGUGCUCUCCGACUAAGGGACUGAUCAACGUCACCAUCGACGGUGGCCUGAUGAUCCUGAGCAAGUACCCGAUCGUCAAGUAUGAGCGCAUGACCUUCAAGAAAGGGCCUACCGGCGACAGAUUCGGCGAACGAGGCGCACUCUAUGCCAAGAUCGCCGUGACCACCUCCAUUCACGUCCACAUCUUCACGACCCACCUGCAAAGCGACAGCGCCUCCCUGGCUCCGAGCGAUCCACGCCGAGAGGAGCGACUGUACCAGCUCCUGAUGCUCAAGGAGUUUAUCGACGACUGCAUUCGCAACAAGCCCCAGAUCGAGCCUGUGUACUUGAUGGGGACUCUGAACGUCAAUGGCCGACAGAGCCGAACGAACGGCUGCAGCUCCGAGGAGUACAAGCUCAUGAUGAAGAUCAUGAAGGGCGAUCCAUCGGUGGACCUGCCCAUAGCCGUUCCCAAACCCAGCAUCCAGCCGAUACGGCUCAACUGCUGCGACAUCAAGUACGAGGCCAACGACCGCGAGCACCCCGUCACCUUGGGCGACGUGAUCGACACCACCACCAUGGUUCCGCGAGAGACCACCCUGACCGCUGGCGAGCAUCUGCGAAGCUGUACCUCGGUCGACUACAUCCUCUGGAUGAACACCCCGAGCGGCAACAAUCCAGAGGCCAAGAACGGGCCCAAGGUGUAUGUGGACCUCGCAGCGACCAAGGUCGAGAAGAUGCUCGUGGAUGGGCACGAAUUCUCGCAGCUCUCAGACCAUUACGGUGUCAGCACUGUCGUUCGCAUCCCUUAG
Molecule: messenger RNA, 2310 nt
Organism: Polychytrium aggregatum
Lineage: Eukaryota; Fungi; Chytridiomycota; Chytridiomycetes; Polychytriales
Product: kinase-like domain-containing protein
Exons: 11
Coding region: 1-2310 (769 amino acids)
Biological process (GO): protein phosphorylation
Cellular component (GO): extracellular region
Molecular function (GO): ATP binding; protein kinase activity; phosphoric diester hydrolase activity
Source: RefSeq, a predicted model, not a curated record